This is a messenger RNA of Cyprinodon variegatus (sheepshead minnow), 1533 nucleotides long. Its product is annotated as probable serine/threonine-protein kinase clkA. NCBI's taxonomy places the organism in Eukaryota, Metazoa, Chordata, Actinopteri, Cyprinodontiformes, Cyprinodontidae. The transcript is spliced from 5 exons. The record is from RefSeq and is a predicted model, not a curated record. The coding region runs from base 1 to 1533 and encodes 510 amino acids.
AUGUCUGCCCCUAGUGUACAGGAGGUGGUUGCGCUGUGUGACUUCAUUCAAUUGACCCCAUUUCAACCCACCUCCAGCCCCUACUCCUCCAUCCAGCUGCUACAACUGGUAAAUAGUACAAGUCAACCAGCAAACAGAAAGGAUCAAAGACCAUUGGAAAUAAUUUAUUGCAGUGAAGCAACUCAGAAGAAUAAACAUCAGGAAACAAUAUCAAAACAAAAUGAUGAGGACUUUUUGGGUACUUCUGGUGGUUGUUGGAACUGCAGCCACAACUACAACUACGGCUCCUACGACUGCUGCUCCAACUACCACAGCUUCUCCAACAACCACAACAGCAGCUCCAACCACCACCACAGCUGCACCCACAACUACAACAGCUGCUCCAACUACGACAACAGCUGCACCAACCACCACCACAGCUGCUCCGACCACCACAAAAACUGCUCCAACCACCACCACUUCUGCUCCNGCUCCAACAACCACAACAGCUGCACCCACAACUACCACAUCUGCUCCAACAACUACAACAGGUGCACCCACAACAACAGCUGCUCCCACAACUACAACAGCUGCACCAACAACAACAACAGCUGCUCCAACAACUACAACAGCUGCACCGACCACGACCACAGCAGCUCAAACCACCACAACGGCUGCUCCAACCACCACCACUUCCGCUCCAACAACCACAACAGCUGCACCAACAACUACCACAUCUGCUCCAACAACCAUAACAGCUGCACCCACAACUACCACGGCUGCUCCAACCACCACUACAGUUGCUCCAACCACAACAGCUGCUCCCACAACUACCACAGUUGCUCCAACAACUACAACAGCUGCUCUCACAACUACCACAGCUGCUCCAACAACCACAACAGGUGCCCCGACAACAACCACAGCUGCUCCAACAACUACAACAGCUGCACCCACAACUACAACAGCUGCUCUCACAACUACAACAGCUGCACCCACAACAACAACAGCUGCUCCAACUACAACAGCUGCACCCACCACUACUACAGCUGCUCCAACAACCACAACAGCUGCACCCACAACUACCACAGUUGCUCCAACAACUACAACAGCUGCUCCCACAACUACCACAGCUGCUCCAACAACCAAAACAGGUGCCCCGACAACAACCACAGCUGCUCCAACAACCACAACAGGUGCCCCGACAACAACCACAGCUGCUCCAACAACCACAACAGCUGCACCAACAACUACAACAGCUGCUCCCACAACUACAACAGCUGCACCCACAACAACAACAGCUGCUCCAACAACUACAACAGCUGCACCCACAACAACAACAGCUGCUGCACCCACAACUACAACAGCUGCUCCCACAACCACAACAGCUGCUCCAACAACUACGACAGCUGCUCCAACCAACACAGUCGCUCCAACAACCACAUCAGUUUCAACUACCACAACAGCUGCUUCCACGACUGCUCCAACUACUCCAACAGCAGCACCAACCACCACCACAGUUUCUCCAACAACCACUGCGUCCUCUGCAGGUCAUAA